Messenger RNA from Letharia columbiana, 1797 nucleotides. RefSeq lists its product as uncharacterized. The transcript has 2 exons. Lineage: Eukaryota; Fungi; Ascomycota; Lecanoromycetes; Lecanorales; Parmeliaceae. The record is from RefSeq and is a predicted model, not a curated record. Gene Ontology annotation, biological process: transmembrane transport. Bases 1 to 1797 code for a protein of 598 amino acids. Gene Ontology annotation, cellular component: membrane. Gene Ontology annotation, molecular function: transmembrane transporter activity.
AUGGCUGGCGAGAAAUCAGAGCAGGUUACGCAUGAUGAGAUCGUCUUCUCACAAGCUGGCAAUAUUGGCGAAGAGAGACUCGACUCACAUAUCCGUGAUGACCACAAUGACCCCCAUCGAGCAGCUUUGGAGGACAUUGACCCAGAUCAAAAAGUGACCAAGUCCACGUGGGCGGCCGUCUUCUUUUUAGGAUUCACCUUUCAACCAUCACUUUCUUUUACGAUUUUGAUGGUCUUUCCGAUCCUGGUACCUAUUGCCAUCGAACUCCAGGGGAAUACCCACAAUGUCAAUUGGAUGGCUUCGGGAUGGUCUCUCGCAGGAAGUAUCGCUUUUGCCAUAGCGGGACAAACAAGUGAUUAUUUCGGACGCCGAUACAUUUUGUUGUUUGGCCAAGCCCUUCUAGUCCUGGGUCACAUCAUUGGAUGCACAGCGAACAGCGUCAACCAGGGUAUUGCGGCAAUGGUAAUCCUAGGAUUCGGGACUGGAACCACUUUCGUGAUGUACCCCGGCAUCUCCGAGCUACUGCCUAACAAGUAUCGAUCAAUUGGUCUUGCAUGGACUGAGCUUAACCUCCUACCAUUCAGCACUUUUGGUCCGCUUUUCGCCAGGUUGCUCUUGACUAAUGUCACCUGGCGAUGGGUCUUCUACUUAGGAAUCAUCUCGGGAGUCAUCUCCUUCGUUGGAACAGCAGUGUUCUAUAACCCGCCAGCAAAGCCACUUGCAGACAGAACGAGAAUGGAGGUCUUGAGAGAACUUGAUUACAUCGGCAUAUUUCUAUAUACCGCAGGCUUGACGCUGUUUCUGCUCGGUCUUGGUUGGGGUGGAGUCAGCUAUCCCUGGAGAUCCGCUGCAGUCUUAGUACCUUUGGUCCUCGGUGCCUUGUUAUUCAUUUCCGCCUUCGUAUACGACUUCAGCGGUCACGCAAAACGGCCCCUGUUCCCUAAGCGGCUUCUCGGAAAUGUACGCGAAUACACUAUUCUGCUAGUCCUAAUCUUUGUGACUGGCUUCGUCUAUUUCUCCUUGACAGACUUGAUCCCUGAGCAGAUCGGCUAUAUGUUUACCAGCAAGUCCUUGACUGCAGGACUCUACAACAUCCCCGGAGGCUUUGGUGGCGCUGGGGGUGGUGUGAUCCUUGGUGCCUUGAUCGCUCGGCUAAAACAUGUGCAAUGGCAACUCUUCAUUGGAAUUGCGUGCCAGACGCUUUUUACAGCCCUCUUCGCUCUCAUUACGCCGGAUACGGUUCCUAUGGCUCUCGUAUUCCAAUGCUUGGCCAAUCUACCUUUCGCAUGGAUCACCCUCGCUUGCUACGUGACUGCGAGUCUGCACGUACCACAAAGAGACCUCGGACUUGCUCUUGGUCUCAUUGGGACAUUUCGAUUUCUGGGUGGAGCUAUCGGAACGACUAUCUUCACUACGAUCCUGAACAAUAAGUCCGCCGUCUCCAUCCCACAACGCGUCGGCGCAGCGCUGGCACCCCUCAACUACCCGGCUUCUAAAUACGAGGCUCUCGUUACCGCAAUCGGAGCCGGUACCACAGAUACCCUAACCAAUACGCCCGUAAAUGUCAUCGCAGCAGCUUCGCGUGCAAUCCAAUGGGGUUACAGCGACGCUUUCAGAAUCACAUGGCUUGUUUCCAUACCGUUCGGUGUCAUUGCUUGCAUACUAGCUAUCUUCGUGCGAGACCCCUCGCCAUACUUCACAAAGCAUACUUCGGUUACGCUGGAGAAGGAGCGGUUGGGCGGGCGGACGACGGACGCUAAUUUGGGGAAAGAGGAUUUGGAGGGCAGUAGUCUUUGA